AUGGUCUCAAACAAGCUUCCCGUUAAUGGUAUCACAAGUUUAAUUAAGUCAUUACCUCAUGGUUUUGAGGUAAAUAUUAUAGAUGAAUAUGUAUACCGCAAGUUCAGUGGGAGUAAAUACAUCCUUUUGGUCUUAUAUGUUGAUGACAUUCUACUUGCUAGUAACGAUAUAAGCUUGUUGCAUGAAACUAAGAAAUUUCUAUCGGACAAAUUCAAAAUGAAAGAUCAUGAUGAUGCCUCUUUUGUAUUAGGAAUCGAGAUACUAAGAGAUCGUUCUCAAGUGGGAGUGUUAGGUAGAUACUUGAGCAAUCUGGAUAUGGAUCAUUGGAUAGCUGUUAAACGCGUAAUGCGUUGUUUAAAGAGAACAAAAGAUUACAUGCUUAUUUAUCGGAGAUCAGAAAAUUUGGAGAUCAUUAGCGUGGCCAAAAGGUUUUUUCUGCCACGCUUCGAAAGCGUGGCCGUAGAGAGAAACAGUUACGUUGUAAAAUUAUGUAGUGGAAUUGACGAGAAUGCCGUGGGGGCUUGUUCUGAGCUCAUAUUUGCUCCUAUUGAUGAAAUGUUCCCAGAUGAUGCUCCAUUGUUGCCUUCCGGUUUCUGCAUUAUCCCGUUGGAUUCAAAACCAGAUUCAGUGACAGCAAGUCAAACCCUGGAUUUGACAUCUGGUUUUGAAGUUGGCCCAACAACAAAUGGUGCACGCGAUGCGGUAUCAUGUCAUAGUGCUCGGUCAGUGUUGACUAUUGCCUUCCAGUUUCCUUUUGACAGUAGUCUGCAGGAUAAUGUUGCUAUCAUGGCACGCCAGUACAUCCGUAGUGUGAUUUCCUCUGUGCAGAGGGUUGCCAUGGCGAUUUCUCCAUCUGGUAUAAACCCGGCAGUUGGCUCAAAACUCUCUUCUGGUUCUCCAGAGUCUCUUACACUAGCCAACUGGAUCUGCUGCAGUUAUAGUUAUUAUUUGGGGAUAGAGUUGCUGAGAUCUGAUUCUCUCAUUGGUGAGUCAAUGCUUAAACAUUUGUGGCAUCAUCAGGAUGCCAUUUUGUGCUGUUCUUUGAAGUCGGUGCCGGUGUUUAUCUUUGCAAACCAGGCUGGCCUUGACAUGUUGGAAACAACUUUGGUGGCUUUACAAGACAUCACAUGGGUAUUUAGAGGAAGUGCCUUGUAUUAACUCCAUCUUGUGAAGGCAGAGAAAGCUAGAAGAUACAUUCCAAAAGAAUUCAAAUAGGUUGAAGCUUUUGGGUAGGUCCAAUAUUGUAAUUUCCUCUCUUUAAAUGCA
Molecule: messenger RNA, 1266 nt
Organism: Arachis duranensis
Lineage: Eukaryota; Viridiplantae; Streptophyta; Magnoliopsida; Fabales; Fabaceae
Product: homeobox-leucine zipper protein REVOLUTA-like
Exons: 8
Coding region: 1-1158 (385 amino acids)
Molecular function (GO): DNA-binding transcription factor activity
Source: RefSeq, a predicted model, not a curated record